Setaria italica (foxtail millet) is the source of this 1089-nucleotide messenger RNA. Its product is annotated as gibberellin-regulated protein 6-like. The record is from RefSeq and is a predicted model, not a curated record. The transcript is spliced from 2 exons. Lineage: Eukaryota; Viridiplantae; Streptophyta; Magnoliopsida; Poales; Poaceae. Bases 238 to 585 code for a protein of 115 amino acids.
CGCGGCCGGUACGCUCCCUUCCAUAACUGCCCUCACCUCCCCGGCUGCCUGCUGCCUGCUGCCGUGCUACGGUGCCACCACCACCGCCACCGUCCACCGUCCCCUCGCUCUAUAAAAGCUCAGCCCGGGCAGGGCAGUUUCUCCUCCCCAAAUAUCUCGCCCCUUCUUCAACAGCUUCACCUCUCCCUCUCUAGCACAGGGAAAAGUGCCGAGAAGAAGCUGGGCAGGGCAGUAGCGAUGGCUGCCAAGGCCGUCUCCUUCCUGAUGCUCGUGCUUCUGCUCCUCGGCGUCGCCUUCCCCGUGGAGGUGGAGGCCGGCGGCAAUGGCAGAGGCAACGGCAACGGCAACGGCGGUGGCAGCGGCAACGGGAACGGCUACGGCAGGGGCAACCUGAAGCCGUGGGAGUGCUCGUCCAAGUGCGCGUCGCGGUGCUCCCAGACGCAGUACCACAAGGCCUGCAUCACCUUCUGCAACAAGUGCUGCGCCACCUGCCUCUGCGUGCCCCCCGGGUUCUACGGCAACAAGGGCGCCUGCCCCUGCUACAACAACUGGAAGACCAAGGAAGGAGGGCCCAAGUGCCCCUAGAUCAGGAUGAGAUCAUUCAGAUCCCCGCCGGCAUUGCUACCCGCAGCUGGCCGGCUUACUGAUCCGUGCAUUGUUCGUGAUCUGUUUCUCCCCCAGUAGUUGUUAGUGAUGCAACAUUUGCUGAAUCUGGGAUGCUAUCAAGCAGAUCUGGAUGCUGCAUCAUGCGCUAGUGCUACUGUUAAUUUGUGAGGCAUUAAGAAAGAACAAGUCGGGGAGAGUGAGGAUUCCUAAGUUUCAAAAAAAAAAAGAGUGAGGAUUCCUAGGUAGGGUCUACCAUGUGCUGAUGUGCAUCCCCCUCCUUAAGCAGUGGUCCUACUCUAUUACUAGGACUUAAUUAAAAUUAUCCUCCGGGCCUAGUUGCCUAAUGAUGGAAAUCCCAGACCAUUAGUGGGGCCAGUCAGAACUGAUGUCCUUGCUAUUUGCAGUCGUAGACUGCCAGUUGUAGGCCAUUUGCCUAAUUUUGGAGUUCCAAAAUUACUGUAGCGUUUUGUUUAUAUUGGUGAA